Molecule: messenger RNA, 1974 nt
Organism: Periophthalmus magnuspinnatus
Lineage: Eukaryota; Metazoa; Chordata; Actinopteri; Gobiiformes; Gobiidae
Product: protein TsetseEP-like
Exons: 2
Coding region: 164-1189 (341 amino acids)
Source: RefSeq, a predicted model, not a curated record
GCGUCCGUCCUGUACACGUCGUGAACGCGCCCCGUCUCUGCAGAGCUCUGUCCCACUCGUGCGUGUUUUAGUUUGACGUGCGGACUUCUCCAACUCAACUCCACAGAGCCUUUGCAACUUUUCUACUCUUUCUGCAUCAGAGACACACUACUCAAGGUCCACCAUGGGUAACAUGUUCAGCAAGAAGAAAGUGGCUCCACCAGCCCAAGCUGAAAGCCCUAAAGAAGAGCAGAAAGAAGGGGAAAGUGUGCCAGAGAGUCAGGAGGCACAGCCUGUCACUGCCCCGCCAGAGGCACAGCUGCCCCCCACCACUGAGCCCACCCCUCCAGAGUCUGAUGGAGAACCUGCUGGUGAGGUCCAGCCCGCACCUGACCAAGCCCCUGUCCCUGUCCCUGUCUUAGAGGCUGUCCCAGAGCCAGAGCCUGUCCCUUGCGCUGUCCCUGAGGUGGUCCCAGAGCCAGAGCCAGUCCCUGCUGCUGUGCUUGAGGAGGCCCCACAGCCUAUAGUGUGUAAACUGCCUGCAGCAGACCCACUCCAGUCUCUUGAGCCACAGGUGUUGAUUUUGCGUUCACCUGAACCAGAAGUCACCCCAGAACCAGAACCAGAGCCUGUGCCAUGCCCAGCCCCCGAGGAGGUCCUGGAGUCAGAGCCUGUCCCAUGUGCAGCACCUGAGGAGGUGCUUGAACCGGAGCCUGUCCCAUGUGCAGCGCCUGAGGAGGUGCUUGAACCAGAGCCUGUCCCAUGUGAAGCACCUGAGGAGGUGCUUGUACCAGAGCCUGUCCCAUGUGAAGCUCCUGAGCUCCUCCCAGAGCCUGAAGGCCUCCCCUGCAUAGAACCUGUUCCAGACUUCAUGCCCAUGGAGAUCCCAGAACCUGUCAUAUGUUACAAAUCAGAGCCUGCGAUUUAUAUGCCCGAGGCAGAGCCAGAGUUAAUUCCAGUUACAGACCUGCUGCCCCCCGACGCUGCCCCUGAACCCACCCCUCUCUUAGACCUCAGCGCCCCUGACCCAGAGCCCAUCCUGUGCCAAGUCACCUCUGAGACUGUAGUAGUUAACGACGCCAGUGAAGAAAACAUGAGCUCACUGUUAAAACAGCUGGAGCUCAAAGAGAACGGCCUUGUGCCUGAUUGCCUUCUGAAUGACGUGACGAUUCCCGAGCCUCUCCUUGCCUCCUCCGAUCUGCUCAUGUGAAUCCAGAAGUAUGCCAUAGACAUUUGCGAUGAAGCCUCGAAUCCUUACAUCAAUCCUGACAAUUACUGACUUAUAUUUUUGUCACCUAACGUGGCCUACUAAUUCUAUAACAAUUUUAUAAUCAUAAUUGUUGUUGGCUUAAGAGUAUGUUCAGGGAUGAGGACAGUGUUGGACAAGAGAGAUUGCACUCUCUGCAGAUAAGUUCAGCAUAUUCUGGAAGCAGAUGAGAAAAGUGAAUUUAAUGUCACUAUGCAAGCCUCCAUACAAAAACAUUAAGACAAAUGUAAGGGAAAUGAUCAAAUGUGAUUCUUGUACUAAGUGAGUGCAGUGUUUUUGGUGGAUAAGCAUAAUAAUGUACUAAAUGUGGAAUCGAAUGCUAGAAAAAGGGAGUUGCUGUAUCAACAUCUGGCUUGCAGUUCAGUAUACGUGUUUGGUCUUUGCAAUGUCCCCAAAAGUCAGAUUCAUUUUCUAUUUUCAUAAGGGAUAAUUAAUUGCGUGGUUGCUUGCUUGUAAAAAUAAAAUGUGCAAAUAUUUGGAAACAAUUUUGUGUUUACAUAUAUGUAUAAAAUUACUAAAUAUUUGUAACAUGCAAUAACAAAACAUAAUAAAUGAAGUGUAAUGUAUUAUGUAAUUCUCCCAAGAUAACAGAGCUUUGUAUUCGGCGGCAGCGUGCAUGCCAAGUAGAACUGUAGUGGCAUUCUGACGUCUCACAGCAGCACUACACACAUGGACUAUAUGGGACACAAUGUACAUAUGGAAAUAAAAUGGCAGCCAGUGUAAAUCUG